UUGUGAAUUGAACACGGCAUACAAAUCCAGUCUGUAAGGAACACGGACACAUCCAGGUCAGGUAUGGAUAGAUCGAGCCAAGUCGACAGCCAAGCGGCAGUCCGGCAUUAUCCUGAACCUUCCGUUCGUUCGGAAGCUUUCGGUUAAUAAAGCCGUGCGAUCUAAUACCGCCUGUCUAAAUCCGGAGCCCAACGCGAUCAAGCAGAUAAGCCACACGUGAUGCAUGCGGUGCUGCACGUCGACGUGGCCGGCCGCGCCCUGGCCGUGGUGGAGCGCGACGGCGCGCACGACCCGGCCACGGGGCGCGCGCUCACCGGCUCCUGGCUCUGGGACUCCGCCGUCGUCCUCGCCACCCACCUUGCCUCGGCCAGACCCGGGACGAUCCACGGCGCCACCGUUCUCGAGCUCGGCGCCGGCACCGGCCUCCCGGGCAUCGCGGCCGUCGCGUGCCUCGGCGCCGCGCGCUGCGUGCUCACGGACGUGGGGCCGCUCCUGCCGGGCCUCAGGGCCAACGCCGAGGCCAACGGUCUCACGACCGCGCAGGCGGACGUGCGAGAGCUGCGCUGGGGCGAGGACGCCGACCUGCCCGAUUGCGAGCUCCUGCGCGUGGACGUGGUGCUCAUGUCCGACGUGUUCUAUGAUCCGGAGGAGAUGCCGGCGAUGGCAGCCACGUUGCGCAGGCUGUGGCGGGACGGCACGGUGGGGUGGGCGGCCAGCGAGGUGCGGUGUGGCGUGCAGGAUUGCGUGGACGUGCUGCGGGAGCACGGCUUCGAUGUGGCCGAGGUCGACAGGGUCACCAGGCCGCUGCUGCGCGACCCCACACAGGCCUCCGACUUCGCCGUCUACCGCGUCGAACUCUGGCGGCCUCAUUAGGGUUUUCUCUUUUUUUUCUUCUUUUUUUUCGGCAAUCAAGAGAGCUUUAUUAAAUCACAGCAGACCUAGGACAAUCAGCCAUCAAGCUGGUCACUAGGAAGUUAGGUAUCACAUCAAGCCAGCAUUCGGUCAUAUUCAAUGUGCAAGUAUGUUUAGCACAUAGAUGAGCCGAAACAUUAGCCGAACAAUUUAUAUG
Molecule: messenger RNA, 1069 nt
Organism: Triticum urartu
Lineage: Eukaryota; Viridiplantae; Streptophyta; Magnoliopsida; Poales; Poaceae
Source: RefSeq, a predicted model, not a curated record